AUGUCAUCUUUUGCAGAGUCAGUAAGAAAUAAAUUAAAACAACCUAAAGUUGCAAGAUACAGAGCGGGUCAAGUUCCAGAUUUUGCAAAGGAGGAAUAUGAAGAAGAACAAAGUAAAUUUAAACAACAAGAAAUAGAAAAGAAAAUAAACUUUGAAAGUAAUGAUGAUUCAAGGUUAAAUAGAUUAAGAAAUAUACAAAAUAAUAAUAGUAGUGAUAGUAGUGAUAAUGAUAGAGUUGUUAGACAUGAUAGACAUAGCAGCAGUAGUGGUGAUAGAUCAAAACAACAUAGUAAUGAUGAUGGUGGUGAUGACAAAGAAGAGAGAGUAACUGAACAUGUUAGAAGAAGAGUUGUACAUAAAACAGAAAUAGUUGAAGAGAAAAAAGAUAAUAAUAAACAAGUAACAAAUAGUGUGGAUAAUGAAGCGGAUAAUGAUGAUGAUCUAGAUACAAGAAGACAAAGAGCAAGAGAAAAGUAUUUAAAAAAGAAACAGGAAGAGGAGAAAGAAGAAGAAGAAAGAAAGAAAAGGGAAUCUAUAAAGUUAAAAGAUCAUGAUGAUGAAAGUGAUGAAGAAGGAAGUGAAGAUGAAGAUGAAGAAAGUGAUGAUGACGAGAGUGAGGAAGAUGAAAGUUGGGGAAGACCAAUAGUUAUGCCUGUGUUUAUAGCGAAAGAGAAAAGAGGAACAAUCAAAACCGACGAGAUGUAUCAGAAGGAGGAAGAAGACUGGCUGGUUCAACAGGAGCGCGAAAAAGAACAGCGGAAACUGGAAGCACAUCGAAAGCUGAAGGAGGAAUUGGAACGUGAUGAAGCCGAACAAAAGGCUGCCAAUAAGGAUGACGAUGACGACGACGACGAUGACGCCGACGAAGACGGAUCGCGCUACGACGCCUGGGUGCAACGUGAAAUCAAUCGACUCAAGAAAGACAUUCGUGAUAAGCUGGUGUUGGAACGCGAGCAAUCGGAGAAACUGCGAAGAAGCAAGAUGACGGACAAGGAGAUCGAAGCGGAAGACGCCGAGAAACUGGCGAAACGCGACCAACCCAAACAAAAAUUGAAAUUCAUGCAGCGUGAUUAUCACCGUGGUGCAUUCUUCCAGGACGACGAGUACAUCAAGAACAAAGACUUCUCCGGUGCAACCGGUGAGGAUAAAUUCAACCGUGAACUCCUACCAAAGAUUAUGCAAGUCAAAAACUUUGGCAAGGGAGGACGUACAAAGUACACUCAUCUCGCCGAUCAAGAUACUUCGAAAGGUGCACUUUGGAAUGAGAAUCAAAAGAUGUUACAAAACCAUUAUAAUAAAUUGGCUGGUAGAUAG
This is a messenger RNA of Heterostelium album PN500, 1314 nucleotides long. RefSeq names its product microfibrillar-associated 1 family protein (gene mfap1). Gene Ontology annotation, molecular function: RNA binding. The record is from RefSeq and is a predicted model, not a curated record. The transcript is spliced from 2 exons. Gene Ontology annotation, biological process: mRNA splicing, via spliceosome. The coding region runs from base 1 to 1314 and encodes 437 amino acids. NCBI's taxonomy places the organism in Eukaryota, Evosea, Eumycetozoa, Acytosteliales, Acytosteliaceae. Gene Ontology annotation, cellular component: U2-type spliceosomal complex.